Molecule: messenger RNA, 8206 nt
Organism: Puntigrus tetrazona (Sumatra barb)
Lineage: Eukaryota; Metazoa; Chordata; Actinopteri; Cypriniformes; Cyprinidae
Gene: taok1a
Product: TAO kinase 1a
Exons: 20
Coding region: 551-3622 (1023 amino acids)
Biological process (GO): execution phase of apoptosis; protein phosphorylation
Molecular function (GO): ATP binding; protein kinase activity
Source: RefSeq, a predicted model, not a curated record
CAUCGCUAGAGGAGGGCAGAGAGAGAAAAAUCACAGCCACCACCACCACAACAUGAUCAUCACCCCACAGCCCGAACACACUGGUGUAAAAAACAACAACCUUGAGCAUUUCGGGCCGAAACUGAGGUGUGGUCUCACCGUCGGUGCGCAAACGGGCCGUGUUUAUCUCUGUUUUUAAACCGUCAGGGAGUGGAUCUGUCUCGGACGCCAUCUUUAGCAGCGACAGUAGCCCGGGAGAGUGAAGAGCUGCUGGGCCACCGUCAACCAGCACCGGGCUGGAGGAGUUUCUCUAGCGGACACUCGUGCUUGACAGCGAUCGAUAAGUUUGUCGGGACUGAUUCGGGGUCGGUAGGCGUGUUUCUGUCCACCGGGGUUUGUUGUUGUUGUGCUCGGAGUAGUUUUCUUGGGCUGGCUGCUCAUCCUGGCCUGUUGGGAGGGUUUUGGUCCGUAUGAGGCCACUGUCUUGCAGAUGAGCCAUCAGUGGGGGCUGUCGUGUCGCAGACCCAGAUAGUGACUGGCGGCUGCGGCCCAGGCCCUGCCCCCUCUCAGCAUGCCCAACGCUGCUCGCGCAGGGAGUCUGAAGGACCCCGAGAUCGCAGAUCUCUUUUUUAAAGAAGACCCUGAAAAACUCUUCUCGGACUUGAGAGAGAUUGGUCAUGGCAGCUUCGGCGCUGUAUACUUUGCACGGGAUGUGCGGACCUCAGAGGUGGUGGCCAUCAAGAAAAUGUCAUAUAGUGGAAAACAGUCUAAUGAGAAAUGGCAGGAUAUCAUAAAGGAGGUGAAAUUCCUUCAGAGGAUAAAGCACCCAAACAGCAUAGAGUAUAAAGGAUGCUACCUGCGAGAGCACACAGCAUGGCUGGUUAUGGAGUACUGUCUGGGGUCUGCCUCAGAUCUCCUCGAGGUACACAAAAAACCUUUACAAGAGAUGGAAAUAGCAGCGAUUACUCAUGGUGCUUUGCAGGGGUUGGCGUACCUCCACUCCCACAACAUGAUUCACAGGGAUAUCAAGGCUGGGAAUAUCCUGCUCACAGAGCCUGGACAGGUGAAGCUGGCAGAUUUUGGUUCUGCUUCAAUCGCCUCUCCUGCUAAUUCAUUUGUGGGUACUCCUUAUUGGAUGGCCCCAGAGGUGAUCCUGGCAAUGGAUGAGGGUCAGUAUGAUGGAAAAGUUGACAUCUGGUCUCUAGGAAUAACCUGUAUUGAAUUAGCUGAAAGAAAACCACCACUCUUCAACAUGAAUGCAAUGAGUGCCUUAUACCACAUCGCACAGAAUGAGAGUCCAACCCUGCAGUCCAGUGAAUGGACGGACUACUUCAGAAACUUUGUGGACUCCUGCUUACAGAAGUUGCCCCAAGAUAGACCUAACUCUGAAGAACUGCUGAAACAUGCAUUUGUCCAGCGCGAGCGUCCGGAGUCAGUGCUUAUUGACCUAAUCCAGCGCACCAAAGAUGCUGUGAGAGAGUUGGACAACCUGCAGUACCGCAAAAUGAAAAAGAUCCUCUUCCAGGAGGCUCACAAUGGCCCUGCAGCAGAGGUCCCAGACGACGAGGAGGAGGUGGAGCACAGUGUUGGCCGCACAGGCACAGUGAACAGUGUGGGCAGUAACCAGUCCAUCCCUAGCAUGUCCAUCAGUGCAAGCUCACAGAGCAGCUCAGUUAACAGCCUGCCUGACGCCACAGAUGCCACUGAUGAUAACAAGAGCGAGGUGGACUUGAUGGAGAAAGACCAAACCAUCAUACCCAACAGCUCCAUGAAACAUGUCAAACCGGAGGAAGAGAGCUACCAGGAAGAUACAGAGUCUCAGAAACAGCCCACAGAGCCUCAGUCUCCCCCAGCACAGACUCCACGGCGUCAAUACCGGAAUCGAGAGCAUUUUGCCACCAUUCGCACAGCCUCCCUGGUGACGCGUCAGAUUCAAGAACACGAGCAGGACUCUGAGGUGCGUGAGCAGAUGUCUGGCUACAAACGAAUGCGCAGGCAGCACCAGAAACACCUUCUGGUCCUUGAGAACAAACUGAAGGGCGAGAUGGACGAGCACAGACUUAAGCUAGACAAAGAACUGGAGAACCAGAGGAACAGCUUUGCUGCUGAGAUGGACAAACUCAUCAAGAAGCACCAAUGCACCAUGGAGAAAGAUGCCAAGACUUUUACCAACGAUGAAAAGAAAUUCUUGCAACACAUUCAGAGCCAGCAAAAGAAGGAGCUCAACAGCUUCCUGGAGUCUCAGAAACGCGAGUACAAACUACGCAAGGAACAGCUCAAAGAGGAGCUGAAUGAGAACCAGUCCACACCAAAGAAGGAGAAGCAGGAGUGGCUGUCCAAGCAGAAGGAGAACUUCCAGCACUUCCAGGCAGAGGAGGAGGCCAACCUACUUCGCCGGCAGCGGCAAUAUUUGGAGCUUGAGUGCCGCAGGUUCAAACGGCGAAUUCUCAUUGCACGUCACAACGUGGAGCAAGAUCUAAUGAGAGAGGAGCUGAAUAAGCGUCAAACGCAGAAGGAUCUAGAGCACGCCAUGCUGCUCCGACACCACGAGUCUAUGCAGGAGCUGGAGUUCAGACACCUGAGCAACAUCCAGAAGAUGCGUGCAGAGCAGAUCCGCCUGCAGCACCAGACAGAGCUCACCAACCAGCUGGAGUACAACAAGCGCAGGGAGAGGGAGCUCAGACGCAAACACGUCAUGGAGGUGCGACAGCAGCCCAAGAGCCUCAAGUCCAAAGAGCUCCAGAUCAAGAAACAGUUCCAAGAUGCAUGUAAGACCCAGACCCGGCAGUACAAAGCCCUGCGAAACCAGCUGCUGGAGAGCAUACCAAAACCUGAACACAAGACCAUGCUGAAGAGACUGAAGGAAGAGCAAACCAGGAAACUAGCAAUCCUCGCCGAACAGUAUGACCACACCAUCAACAACAUGCUCUCCACACAGGCUUUGCGUCUAGACGAGGCACAGGAGGCGGAGUGUCAGGUGCUGCGGAUGCAGCUGCAGCAGGAAUUGGAGUUGUUGAAUGCAUAUCAGAGUAAGAUCAAGAUGCAGACGGACGCUCAGCAGGAGCGAGAGAGGAAGGAGCUGGAGCAGAGAGUGUCCCUCCGGAGAGCCCUACUGGAGACUAAGAUCGAAGAGGAGAUGUUGACCUUGCAGAACGAGCGCACAGAGCGGAUCCGUAGCCUGCUGGAGCGUCAGGCUCGAGAAAUCGAGGCCUUCGACUCAGAGAGCAUGCGUUUGGGCUUCAGCAACAUGGUCUUGGCCAACAUCUCUCCUGAAGGCCUCAGCCACAGCUUCCCAGGGGCCCCAGCCAGUUGGAUCCCCCAUCAGCAUCACUCAGAUGGCUCUCAGGGGACACAGUGGGGCAGCAGCUCUGGUUCAGGGGCUGGCCAUCACUACCACUCAAGUCAGGGAGGAGCACAGGCCCAGCAGGGCUGGAGCCAAGCCAUCCCAGGAGGUGGGCUUCCUCCGUGGGGCCACUCCCCCUCAGGCCCCCAAGGGGCCAUGCCAAAAAGCAGUGGGGGGAUGCGGAACAGCCCUCAGGCACUUAGGAGGACCACCUCAGCGGGGCGCACUGAGCCGGGCAUGAGUAGGAGCACCAGCAUCACAUCUCAGAUAUCCAACGGUUCGCACCUGUCUUACACAUAGACACCAGUGCGUUUGUGCCAACCCUGCACACAAAAAAACACACACAGGGUAGGGGAACGCACUGGCCCACACUAAACUCUGGCACAGAGAGCAGAGCCAACUACACUCAUCUACCUAUCUCCCUCUAUCCCUUCUUUCUUUUCCUUGGCUUUCUCAUUUCACUUGCAAUGAUAGCAAAUAUCGCUCAGGUCAAAAGAAAUUCUAACUUUGUAUGACGCUUGUUUGACAGCCAUGCAGAGCUAAAGUCGAAAACACUAGUCUGAUUUAAAGCUCACUUGAUGAGAUUCAUUUAAUGCAAAAUAUAGAUAUAGAUAUAUAUGAAAUAGAUGUUUAUUAAUUUAGCUUUAGUCCACUUAAUGUGUGGAUUCAUAAACCAAAAGGAUGUUAAAAGGAGAUGUUGGCCAUAAUUCUUAAGACUUGCAUAAUGAUUAUGUAAGUAUACAAUCUAAGCUGUCAGCCUGCUGUCAUGCUCUCAGGAAAAUUAUUUGGGUUUUAAUAAAAUAAAGAAAUGGAUUAUGUGUGUGCAGUAUAUGGGUUAAGAAGAGAGCUGGCCAAUCUGUUGAUUUUUAAGUGAAAGUGUUGUCAGGUUUUUAAGUUGGAUGAUUUUUUUUUUUGCAGAGAAGGGUUUGCCUACAUCAAGUACUGUACUGAAAUUAAUGUGAAUAAAUACAAACAUUUCAAUAGGUUCAAAACUUGAUCUUACAGACGUGUUACAUGUUUAGUCAGAGAGUUAGGGUCAGUGGGGCUGUCUUGGAUUUUAAACAGUGCCGGCAAGCACAAAUGUGUUCAUAUCUCCAGCAUACUUUUCAUUUAGUCUGUACUUGCAUUAAGUAACCUAAUUAUGGCCAGACAACCUGUCUUCAGUCUUCUUAGCAUUUUGAUACACCCUUCAUUUUAUUAGUUUCAGCCAGCUUUCAUCUGGAUCAGGUGUCCAGACACAUUUAGAUGUGGUGCUUUCUUGAUUAUUUGUUGUUUGUGAUGCUUUAGGUGUGCAAUGCCAGAUUAAAGAUAUCAGAUAUAUUUUCAGUGCCUUGAAUGUGUCAAUGGUUUAAUUACUCAGUACAGACAUGCCAAGAUGAAUGUUUUCAUGUAGGUUAAAAAAAAAAAACUCAAAAAAAUGUUGUUUACUCAUGUUCCCCAAGCUAAUGAAGGGACAGUAUUGGCCCGUUUAAGAAGAGUGCGUGAUGGUGCGAAUAUAUUUUGUUGUACACCUAAACAUGAGCUUAUAUUAUCCCACUAUGUAAUGCUAAACUCUUUAUGUUAAUAAAUGUUUGAGGUGCCUUUGAAUAGCUGCCAAGCAGAAGCACUUUAUGUAGUGUGUUGUGUUCUGAGGAAUAUUUUUACAAGCGUUCUCAGCUAUGGAAAUGACUAACGCAGCUGUAAACUGUAGUGUGUGAUGGCGGAUGUCCAGGGUGUUUACUGUUACUCUUUUAAAAGAAUUCUGUGGUCAUUUUAAGGAAGAGCUAGAUAUGAAUUUGUCAGUGGGUUUAGUGCAGUACUGUCAUGAUUUCUUGAAUGGAAUGAAUGCAGAAACUGUUUGAAUGUACUCUGUCCUUCAUCAGGUUUGUGUCAUGUAUUUGACACUCUGGGAAUGUAAGGAAUGGUAGAAGCAUUUUUCUGUAGGUCAUGACAGCAGGCUUUGUUAUGUGACACUUAACUGGCUCUUUUGGAGCAGGCAAACACUUUUGAUUUGGUCUCAUGACCUCCACACUAAAUAGCAAACGGUGUGUUCACUGUUUCAUGCUUAUUCACUACCAGUCAAAUGUUUGGACAAACCUACUGCUUAGGGUUUUUUUUUUUUUACCACUUUUUACUAUAUUUUAAAAUACUAAUAUAUUCAGUAUACAUACACUAUGGUUAAAAAGUCUGGGGUUGGGAAUAUUUUUUUUAGAAUUUAAAGAAGUCUCUUAAUGCUUCUGUUUUAAUAUAUUUUCAAAUUUAAUAAAUUCCUGUAAUGGCAAAGCUGAUUUUAAGCAGUUUUCAGUGUCACAUGAUCCUUUAGAAAUAAUUAUGAAUACUGAUUGAUUUCUCCCUAUUAGGCUAAUUCAUAUUUUUAAAAAAAAAAAAUUUUCAGGACACACUUAAUGAAUAGAAAAUUUAAAAGAACAGCAUUUAUUUGAAAUACUUGCUGAAUCUAAAUAAUUUCUUUCAAAAAAUAUUACUGACCUUAAACUAUUGAAUAGUAGCGUAUAUAUAAAAGUGUAGUCUUAUUUCAGUCAAACAGCUUCAGCCAAGUAGAUUCUUAAUCUUUUCAGCAUGUAUUACAAUUCUUCAAGAAUCAAGUUUAAAAAAAACACAGCUUUUCACUACAUAUAAGGAAAUAUUAUUUUAAAUACACAGUAUUAAUUAUAUUUACCUACAAGUAAGUUUACAAAAGCUUAUGAGAAAUGCCAAGCAGAGAUGUUUAUGAACAUACAUAUUGUGAUAUUCAUCGUGAUAUUCAUUUUUCUUUUAAACGAUUCACUGGCGUGAAUCAAUUUCACCAGCUUUAUUGUUUUUGCUUAAAUCUCUUCUAAUGGGAAACUUAACGGCCAAAUUCUCUCCGCCAGGUUAAUGAGGUGCAUGCCAGGAUUCUUUUCAAUGGUAUUGGAGUUAGCACGCUUGCAUUUAUUCAGGGCUGUCCGUGUUUGACUGGUAGUGUUGUUUAUCCUGUAUUUAAUGAAAUCAAUAGCUGCCCCAAAGAUUUAACAGCCAAAAAAGGUAUUUUCUCCCUCACUUGUUGGCUGUUAUAAGCGAGUAAGAUGACCGAGUCCGCGAGCAGAAUUUCGCAGGGAUCUUUCCAUCCCCUCUCCCCUGCUCUCUUCUGUCCUCUGUGCCGCCCGUGCCGCAGGUGUCAGCUCCCAGUAUUGUGAGGAUAUGAGCUGUGCUGCCGAUGCCCCUGCCUGCCCUUACUCUCCCUCACUGCUUCACAUGCCAUCACUCCUCGCCAAGCUCCGCCUGGAUCCAGCGUUUCAAUGCACGGAUGCCUGAAUGCACUUUCUUGGGGGAACUUUUCAAGCUAACUCUUUGUUUUUCCCAAGCGAGUUUAUCUAGUCGGUUUGCUUUACAUCACUUUGACUGCAGGAGUCGCGUUGACUGACUCGUUCUUGCAAAAUUUUUACUCAUGUUUUAACACUUUUGAUGGAGUACAAUGUUACCCUCCCCCUUCAGUUUCCAUUGUGCAAUCAUUGGUGAAAACGAAACUCUCCGGGCAGGACUUGUUUCUCCCUUUCCUUAAUAUCCCAAAACAUUUUUGUGUGACCCUUAUUACCAAAUGAAUCCAGCUCUAAUGUGAAAGAGCAGAGAAAAAAAAAAGUGUACCUAACAAACUCUAGAGUCUGGAGAGAGUGUUCAUAUUGUAUAUUUGGUUUAAAAUAAAUUCAAAAUGCAUAGAAAUGAACUGAACUGAAUCCACGACAUACAUCCCCUUCCAUCAAGAUUCUCUGCGUAUAGACAAAGGUUUUAAAAGAAAUCUAUUAAGAAUUGUAAAAUAUGUACCUUUAAAAGGGGUUUUUGGCCUGUGUAUAAGGAGCCUCUGUGUUCCGGGGGCCUCAGAGUUGAACUUCAGGGAGUAGUGUGUGUUUACACGUCACCUCUGCACACUUUGUGUUUCCAUUUGUAUUAGAAAAUCUGUCUGUUGAUCACAGGAACAUUUGAGGUCCUCUUUAUUCUGAACCCUCCGUUCACGCGAUUGCCAGAGUGUGCAGCUUAAGAGCUAUAAAAGGCACAGAAAAGAGGCAAAUGUUUCCGUUUCGAAUCCUCCCAUAUUUCGUAACCCACAGAUGAUCCGUUUUGUUUUUUUGUUUUUUAAUACCUUUUUGGGUGAGGGCUGUUCGAAUUUGGUUGGCAUUAUUCGUAAAUGUGUCAUACCUGCCACCGAUAUAGAUUACACAUUUUAUUUUUUAUUUGAUCCUAGUUUGAAACUUGUCCUACUGACUGAAUUUAGGGGAUAUGUAAGUAAUACUGAUGUAAGAGAAAUAUUAGAUUGAAAUACAAACUUAUUUUCUAAAUAAUGGAGGUUCGACCUCUGGUCAAACACUGUGCCAUCCCACAGCUGCCAAGCCCGGUCACUACUGCAUUGUGUCCUCUCCUGUUGACAGGCUAUGAAAGAGUGAUGGUUAUUUCAGUUCUGAUGGACCUAGACUCUCCCUAUCGUCAACACUACAAGAAAUGAAACGGGGAGCGAUAGAGAGGGGCUGGUCUACGGGGAAGGGCUACAUUUCUUGUAAAGAACAUCAGUAUUCAUUUGCCGUGGUGGAAAUGGCAUACUAACGUACUGCGUACCGAAAAGUAGCGCGUUAGUGUGCCGUUUCACACGUGUCCAUUGUCCUCUGGCUCAGCAUCACCACUAUAACUCAUAUGUAAUCUGUAUCAAAAUGUAUAGAUCGUGUAUCAUGUUAUUGAAUGUCUAAAAAGAAUAUACAAAAAAGUUUUAAAAAAUACAGAAUAAAUGGCUUGAAAUUGUAUUAAAGUAUUCAUGAAUCAGAGAAAACAAAGUCUAGAGAUAAAUGAACUAUUUUUUUUGUUCUGUAAUUACUGUUGUGUUGAUGGAGGAACACUGGUCAGAGGAUCCGCUGUAAUAAAAGUAAAUUUAGUACAACAUCA